UCAAAAAGAAAACUCCAUCCUAGAUCGGUGCCUCUCUCUUCGUCUCCUCCACACGACCGACACACCCUGCCACCCCCAACUUUUCUCACACUUCCCGGGCCAUGAAGCCCUGAGAUGCUGAGUCGUCCUUCACGAUUCCUCCUUUUGUCCUUUUCAAAACCCGUCAUUUCGACUAAGCAGCUGUUCUGUUCGAUCUUCCCCUCAAGCUGUCGUACUUUGCCAGCCUCAACUGCCCCGCCCGCCGACUCGCCCACCUUUAUAACUACACGAGCCUUCUCUGACAAAUCCACACCACCUCCCUCGGCUUGCCGCCUGUCCUCGUCCUCUUCCUCCUCGCACUCGUACCGACCAUUGAGAAAGAAGACAACUGCCUUACUACAAAGGAGGUCAACUGUUUUACAAGUCAUAACCGGAGACGGAGACAAAAUGGACGAAUACCGCUUCCCAGAUUCCCGCCUCAAGAAGAAGAUGGAUGAUCCAUCCAAGACACCACUUCUGCUGGUUGCGUGCGGUUCUUUUUCCCCAAUCACAUUCUUACAUCUACGCAUGUUUGUUAUGGCAGCAGAUUACGUUAAACACAAUACCGAGUUUGAAAUGAUCGGAGGUUACUUGUCACCUGUGUCGGAUGCCUACAAGAAACAGGGCUUAGCUGCAGCCGAGCAUAGAGUUGCCAUGUGCCAGCUUGCUAUUGACAAGGCCUCUACUUGGCUUAUGGUCGAUACCUGGGAAGCGGAGAAGAAGGAAUACCAACCCACCGCGAAGGUUUUGGACCACUUCGAUUACGAAAUAAACACCGUUCGGAAGGGAAUAGAUGCUGGAGACGGAACGCGAAAGCCCGUGCGAAUAGCCCUGCUUGCUGGGGCCGAUUUAAUUCAGACCAUGUCCACUCCCGGAAUCUGGAGUGAGAAAGAUUUGGACCAUAUACUAGGACGCUACGGCACAUUCAUCAUUGAACGAUCUGGAACAGAUAUCGACGAGGCUCUGGCUAGUCUGGGGAACUAUCGCGACAACAUCCAUGUUAUCCAGCAAUUGAUCCAAAAUGACGUCAGCAGCACAAAGAUACGAUUGUUCUUGAAGCGAGGAAUGAGUGUACAAUACCUGAUCCCAGCCCCCGUUGUGGAAUAUAUUGAGCAGAACCACCUAUACGCUGAUGAUCAUCGGGGAUCAAAUACUUCCCUGGCCUAUCCACAGGAAAGCGACAAGGGAAAGAACAAAGAAGUGACUGCGUCAGCCAGCUGAACACCUUUUUAAAGCGGGAAUUUCGAAGUAAUUAAAAGAAAAUGUCCGUAUGACUCAGUGACGACGCCUGGUAUCAAGGCCCAGCUUGGUGUUGUCUCGAGCAAAAAGCGUGGGCCAUGACCAACCACCAAGCAUAAGAGUCUAUAUGUUUACCACCAGACGAGAGAUGAUGGGCUGUGUCCGAUCAGAAAUGAACUCCAAGUCACGGAAGAUCCCUGACCUGACGCGGAGAUGGAGUCGAGUCGAGCGUAGCGUUGUGAGCGUAUGGAGUCUGUGGAGUUGGGAUUGACGCCGUGUCUGAAUGGAAGCGGUGAUCGUAUUUGUCUAAGCAGGCGUCGAGGUCUCUAGAUAUGAAGCUAGAAGGCUUGCAAGAACCAUUGAUGAACUGCCUCACAGAGCCGAGACCCGUGUGAUUCGUCAGUCAUCAUCGUCUGGUACAUGAGGGAAACCAGGAAUUGGCCGCCGAGAAUAGAUCAAGACGGUAAUAUAGGUUUCCACGCCAGGAAAUGUUUGAUAUAAAGCUCAUAUUCUCGAACCCAG
This is a messenger RNA of Exophiala xenobiotica, 1779 nucleotides long. Its product is annotated as nicotinate (nicotinamide) nucleotide adenylyltransferase. Gene Ontology annotation, molecular function: nicotinamide-nucleotide adenylyltransferase activity; nicotinate-nucleotide adenylyltransferase activity. Gene Ontology annotation, biological process: NAD+ biosynthetic process. The transcript has 2 exons. The coding region runs from base 115 to 1239 and encodes 374 amino acids. The record is from RefSeq and is a predicted model, not a curated record. Lineage: Eukaryota; Fungi; Ascomycota; Eurotiomycetes; Chaetothyriales; Herpotrichiellaceae.